This is a messenger RNA of Funneliformis mosseae, 1038 nucleotides long. The record is from the annotation of a GenBank genome assembly. NCBI's taxonomy places the organism in Eukaryota, Fungi, Glomeromycota, Glomeromycetes, Glomerales, Glomeraceae.
AUGGUUUUCCAAAAACGUAAAUCACCAUUAUUACCAACGUAUAAUUAUAAUUCAACGACAUCAAAAUUUUCAUUAAAUUUCUUUAAUAAUAAAUUCUUAAUAAAAAAGAGUGGACUCUUUGGUAUAUUAAUAAUCAUUUCGGUAACGAUUAAUUUAUAUUACUUUGCAAGUUAUCAUUUGACAGAUACAUCGGAACCUUCAGUUAGAGGAGAAAAUUUAAUUGAUAACUCGUUAAAACAAAAUUUUUUGCCCGAUGCAUCACAUCCCGAAUUAAAAGAUUUAAUAAUUGUGGCCGGACACGCUAUCUAUUUAGGUAAUAAUCAAGGAGGGGAUGAAGAAAAAGAUGAGAAUUGGGUAUUAGAAGAAUUUCAAAAAGGUGGACAGGUUAAUACUUUUAUUAACCAUAUUAAGAAGGGAGUUGAAUUGGUUAAAGAAAAUGAGGAAGCCUUAUUAAUAUUUAGUGGGGGACAAACUAGACCAUCUGCUGGACCAAGAAGUGAAGCGCAGAGUUAUUACGCAUUAGCACAAUCGCUAAACUUAAUUUCAACCACAAAUUUCACAUCAACUACCAACACUUCUACAAAUCAUUAUCCAUUAAUCACGAGAAUAAUAACGGAAGAAUACGCAAGAGAUUCAUAUGAGAAUUUGUUAUUUUCCAUAUCUAGAUUCAAUGAAUACACAAACAACUAUCCAAGACAUAUAACUGUAAUAGGUUUUCAAUUUAAAAAAAAAAGAUUUGUAGAAUUACAUAGAUAUGCAUUGAAAUUUCCUCUAAAUAGAUUUAAAUAUAUCGGUAUUGAUCCGGAUAAUACUAGUCCUUUAGGUAGAUUUGUUGGUGAGAAUGUUAAUUCCAUGGGACCGUUUCAACGAGAUUUAUAUGGUUGUCAUGGUAAAUUACUAGAGAAAAAAUUGAUUAGAAAUCCUUAUAGGAGAAGUCAUCCUUACCAAAUUAGUUGUCCAGAAUUAUCUUCAUUAUUUAACUAUUGCCCUGAAAAUCAAACUCAAUUAUUCCCCGAUAAAUUGCCUUGGGAAAUCUAA